AUGGAUGACCUGUUGAGACUGAGGGAUACUCUGUUCCAGAACUACACCAUGUACUUCCGGCCUGUAUAUAACCUUAGUGACCCAAUACACGUCACAUUUGAUAUGUACCUGAUCUCUAUUUUAGAUCUAGACGAAGUCACCGGAACAAUCACCUUGAACUGUGUUGUCAAAAUAUCAUGGUCAGACUAUCGUCUUUCCUGGAACCCAAGCAACUUUGGCGAUAUCACCUCUUUCGUAUUUAACGCAUCCAACGUGUGGAAACCUCGAAUUUACAUUGCAACAUCAUCUGAGGAUUUGUCGGAUUUCUCUUACGAUGCUUACGACGUAAGGGUGUACUCUAAUGGCUCAGUAACAUCUUCACCAAGUCGACAUGUAAAGGCUAGCUGCAGUUUCGAUAUGACAAACUUUCCUAAAGAUUCACAAACGUGUAGUUUGCAGAUUGCCUCUUGGGCGUUUUUAGCUUCUGAGAUGUUAUUCUUAAUAGCACGUUCAGAAAUUGGAAUGACUAGCUAUAAACCUAACGGUGAGUGGGACAUCGACUGGACAUCGGUCACAGACAACACUUACGUCGUUCCUAUGCUAGAUUUUUCUAUGCACCUGACAAGGCGUUCUGCAUACUUCACCGUAUCCCUGAUUAUUCCAGUGCUUCUUCUGUGUUUCCUCAACCCGUUUGUGUUCCUCUUGCCCGCCUCCUCAGGAGAGCGGAUUUCCUACACAAUCACCAUGUUCCUGUCGUUGGCUGUAUAUAUGACGCUCAUCGGAGAAAACAUACCGAAGGUUUCCGAUCCUAUGGCAGGGAUUUCCUAUUUCCUCCUCUUGGUGAUGUUUUACAGUUGCCUGCUGAUCUUAUUGACGAUAUUCACCCUGCGCUGUGAGGCUGUGACCGAUAUCCGCAUGUUCCCUGGGUGGUUUUUACGGAUUGUGUUCCGUCUAGGAUUUCACAAAUCAGUCAUCAAUACAAACAAAGUUGACGCCGCUCAUACAGUCAUAAAUGCUCAGCUGAUCCACUUCUACAGAUAUCUACCUACGACGGAAGAUGACCUUGACGAGGUGACCGGAACAAUCACCCUUAACUGUGGUAUCGCAUUGUUUUGGACUGAUUACCGCCUUGCCUGGGACGCCAGCGAAUUCGGUAUCACCUCUAUCGUGUUUAACUCGUCAAAUGUGUGGAAACCUCGAAUUUACAUUACAACAUCCUCUGACGAUUUGUCGGAUAUAUCCUAUGAUGCUGUCGACGUAAGGGUGAAUUCUAACGGCACGGUAUUUGCGUCACCAGGUCGACAUGUAAAGGCUAGUUGCAGCUUCGACAUGACCAGGUUUCCGACUGAUUCACAAACGUGUGUCAUGCAGAUUGCUUCAUGGAUGUUCGCAGCUUCUGAGAUGGUGUUCAUCAUAGCACGACCACAAAUGAACAUGGUUUACUAUAAACCAAAUGGGGAGUGGGAUAUUGACUGGACGUCAGUCACAAACAACACUGUUUUCGGAUCUUACUUUUCUAUUUUAGACUUUUCUAUACAUUUGACAAGACGUUCUACAUACUUUACUAUAUCGAUGACUUUACCAGUGCUACUUCUUUGCUUUCUCAACCCAUUCGUGUUCCUCUUGCCCGCCUCCUCAGGAGAGCGGAUUUCCUACACAAUCACCAUGUUCCUGUCGUUGGCCGUAUUUAUGACGCUUAUUGGAGAAAACAUGCCAAAGGCUUCAGAUCCAAUGGCAGGGAUUUCCUAUUUCCUCCUCGUGGCUCAGAUAUACAGUUGUCAGCUGGUCGUGUUGACGAUAUUCACCAUGCGCUGUGAGGCUGUGACCGAUAUACGCAUAUUCCCUGGAUGGUUGUUGCGGUUAGACUCUCGAAAUUCAUUUCACAAAUAA
Messenger RNA from Mizuhopecten yessoensis (Yesso scallop), 1869 nucleotides. Its product is annotated as neuronal acetylcholine receptor subunit alpha-6-like. Gene Ontology annotation, cellular component: synapse; membrane; neuron projection. Gene Ontology annotation, biological process: chemical synaptic transmission; signal transduction; nervous system process. The record is from RefSeq and is a predicted model, not a curated record. Gene Ontology annotation, molecular function: neurotransmitter receptor activity; extracellular ligand-gated monoatomic ion channel activity; transmembrane signaling receptor activity. The transcript has 3 exons. The coding region runs from base 1 to 1869 and encodes 622 amino acids. Lineage: Eukaryota; Metazoa; Mollusca; Bivalvia; Pectinida; Pectinidae.